AUGACAGGGUGGAACCAGAAAAUGGCCAAGAUGGCCUUUCGGCGCUCCAAGUUCCGCCGCCUCGCGUGGGGGGAUGGCGACCCGUACCCGUACACACCGCGGGCAACAUUCCGCUACCAGUGGGACGAUUGGCCGAUGUGGGAGAAGAUAUGGCACAUAGCAAUCGGUAUUGUAAGUGUGGAGUUCGCCGUGUGGGCCUACUACUCCAAGCUGAAUAGUCGAAUGGACUGGGCCAGAGAGGAGGCACUGCGUCGCAUGCGGUUGCGGCGUGAGGCGCAGGAGCUCAUGAUUCUAGAAGGGGAAACCUUUGAUAGUGACAUUCAACCAGACCGUAGGUAG
This is a messenger RNA of Trypanosoma grayi, 339 nucleotides long. RefSeq lists its product as hypothetical. NCBI's taxonomy places the organism in Eukaryota, Euglenozoa, Kinetoplastea, Trypanosomatida, Trypanosomatidae. The transcript has a single exon. Bases 1 to 339 code for a protein of 112 amino acids. The record is from RefSeq and is a predicted model, not a curated record.